GAUCCAACAGCAGUGCUUCUUAGAGAAAAGAUUCAAGAAAUGGAGAUAAUAUGUGAAGAAGGAAGUCGAUUGCCAGACUGUUUGGUCAUUGAUGACCCAUUAGCUUCACUAGUUGAAUUGCCAACAUCAGAGUUACAAGGCAGUGAGGGUGUUAAAGCAAAUAUUUUGGCGUGCUUGAGGGGGGGAGAGGUGACAAAGCUUGGAGUUUGGGGGAUGGGGGGAGUCGGGAAAACAACAAUAAUGAUGCAUGUCCACAAUGAACUACUGAAGGAAGGUAAAUUCAAGAAAGUAAUUUGGGUAACCGUUUCACAAAACUUUGAUAUCUACAACCUGCAAGAACAAAUUGCUUGCAGCUUGUGCAGCUUGGAGGAGAAAAAAUUGCUAGAGUAUCAAAAUACAACUGUUCGUGCAGGAAUGUUAUUAAAGAUGCUAAAAGAAGACAAACACAAGCCUUACUUGCUGAUUUUUGACGAUGUGUGGAAGAUUUUUGACCUUAAUGAAGUUGGAAUUCCUGGGCCAGAUGUAGUUGAUGGUAGCAAGUUAGUAUUGACCUCACGGUCACAAGAGGUUACUCGUUCAAUGGGUUGUAGAAGACUCAAAGUGGAGACUCUUUCACAAGAGGAAGCUUUAAAAUUGUUUUUAAAUAAAGUUGGAGAUACUGGUUUACUAGAUCAUGGGGGAGGCAUUAAAAAUGAUUUAGAAUCAACUUUGAAGGGGAUUGUGGCUGAAUGUGAUGGUCUUCCGUUGGCAAUUGUUACAGUUGCUGGCAGCUUAAAAGAAAUAUCUGAGCCACAGUUAUGGGGUGCUGCACUGAAUCAAUUGAGAGAUUGCAAAAGAAACGUGGCAGGUACAGAUGAUGAUAAUGCAUUUAAGAUAUUAAAGUUCAGUUAUGAUCGUUUGACGAACCUAAAGAUCCAAUAUUGUUUCUUAUACUGUGCACUGUAUCCUGAGGAUUACAAGAUUCUAAAGGAGGAAAUAAUUGAAAACUGGAUUGAUGAGGGGUUUAUAGAGGAUAUGGAAACUCGGCAUGCAAUGAAGGAUGAGGGUUAUGAUAUUUUGAGGAAGCUUGAAGACAAUAGCUUGUUGGAAGUCAUUAAAGAUGGACGUAAAGGAGAUUGUGUGAGGAUGCAUGAUCUUAUUAGGGACAUGGCCUUAGACAUUACAAGAAUGAGGCCUCGGUUCUUGGUAGAAGCUGGCAAGGCAUUGAAAGAGCUACCAGAGAGGCUAAAUUGUGCAGAAGGUGUUGAAACGGUUUCAUUAAUGCAUAAUUAUAUUGAAGAAAUUCCAUCGAGCUUGGCAUUUUCAACAUGCAUAAGGCUCACAACCUUACUGUUGGCCCAUAACAAAUUGUCAACAAUUCCAGAAUUUGUCUUUGAGCACAUGCCAGAGCUAAAAGUUCUUGAUCUCUCCUUCAAUCUGUGGUUAAGUAGCUUGCCAAAUUCUGUCUCCAAAUUGGUGAAGCUUACUACAUUGUUGUUAGAAUCAACAUCCCUAGAAAAGGUACCAUCUUUAUCAGGCCUUGGAUCCUUGAAAAAGUUAAACCUUAGGGGGACAAAAAUCAAAGAAGUCCCUGAAGGCCUGGGAAUGUUGAAGAAUUUGAAAUGUCUUUUUCUUUGUGGAUCAAAUCCUUCUGAUAUUCUUGAAAUAGAUGAAAUAGCAGAUGGAGUAUUAUCAAAUCUCUCCAAACUUCAAGAGUUAAUUGUAGAUAACAGCAGAAUAAAAUUGAAGGGUAAUGUAGUUGGGAGAUUGAAGAAGUUGGAAGUUUUGCAUGGCUGGUUCCCCACUGCAAAUGAAAUGAGAAUCUUUCUCAAAUGUCAGCCUAAUAGGCUGAGUGACUAUUUUAUUAAUGUUGGAAGCAAUUCGAAUGUGACUUAUACUGUUACAGCAGAGUUACGAAGAUAUAAGAAAAUAAUGGUGUUCGAGGAGACUAGUAUUGUUGGAGAGAAUAUGUUACUUCCCUCCGUACAAGUAUUAUGUAUUGAAGCUUGCCACGACAUCAGAAGCUUAAAUGAUUUUUCUGGAAUCAAAGAUGCAACAGAUUUGAGGGAAUGUUGGAUUUGGAACUGUGAUGGCAUGGAGUGUGUUCUUUCCUCGUGGAUAAACAACCCAGUCGUCCAAACCCUUGAGUAUCUGCUUCUUUAUAAUUUGCACAAAUUGGAUGGGCUGUUUGAAGCAAACGUCAGGGUGACAUCAUCACCUCCACUUGGGGCUUUUUCAUCUCUCAAAGUAGUUUGGAUUGUGGAAUGCAAAAAAAUAAAGAAGUUGUUUCCAUCUUGGAAGUUGGCAGAAUAUCUCCAAAGUCUUGAAAAAAUCUACGUCUACGGAUGUGAUGGAAUGGAAGAAAUAAUAGGAUCAGAUCCAGAAGAAGGAGAAGAAGGAGGGGACGUCAUCAAGGAGCUCAUUCUUCCAAAAUUAAAAGAAUUAAAAUUGUGGAAAUUGCCCGCAUUGAAGAGCAUAUGUAGUAGGGGGGCAGUAAUGGUAUGUGAUUCUCUUGGAUCUAUUACCAUUAGUAAUUGCAAGGGCCUAAGGAAGAUCCCUCUUUAUCUUCCCCUGCUUGAUAAUGCCCAACCAUCUCCUCCUCCUUCCCUCAUGAUAAUCAACAUAUAUCGAGGAGAACAGGAAUGGUGGGAAUCGUUGGAGUGGGACCAUUCCAAUGCAAAGGAGGUCCUUCAACCCAUGGUUCAAUUUUAUUAAUCCAUACGUGAUUCCAUCAUCGGAGUCCGAAAAGUCCAAAUCGGGGGAAUAUGCAGAAGAUUGAAAGGAAGCCAAUUCAUUCAACCAGUCUAUUGCUUUUCGUUCCAGGCUUCGAAGGAUGUCCUUUCUACUAUUGUGUGGAUUGUUUUAGUGUGAUUCUUGUGUUUUCAUACUGUGUGAAUUAGUUGUGUUGAAAACUGGUUUAGAACACCAUCUGUACUCUUAUAUAUUUUGCUGUAUUGUUAUAUAUCUUGGUUGUACCAUGUACAUACAUAAAUGUGUUUUCAAUCUAAUAUUUGAUGAAUUAGCUGGAGAGAAAGCAGGAAUUCCAACCCACAACAAUCAAAUCACUAAUUUAUU
Molecule: messenger RNA, 3054 nt
Organism: Rubroshorea leprosula
Lineage: Eukaryota; Viridiplantae; Streptophyta; Magnoliopsida; Malvales; Dipterocarpaceae
Source: the annotation of a GenBank genome assembly